AUGUAUGGAAAUUUUGAGGAAGCCAUGGACCACUUGCGCAACAAAAUCAUUGCUACACGUAACCCAGAGGAGAUCAGGGGAGGUGGACUUCUUAAAUACUGUAACUUGCUGGUUCGUGGAUUUAAACCAAAAUCUGAAGUGGACAUGAAAACAAUGCAGCGGUACAUGUGCUCUCGAUACUUCAUAGAUUUCCCAGAUAUAAGAGAACAGUUACGAAAACUAAAGUGCUACCUCCAGGACCACUUUGUGGGCAUGGAAGGCAAGCGCUAUGAUUGCCUGAUGACCCUUCACAAUGUGGUGAAUGAAAGCACAGUAUGUUUAAUGGGACAUGAGAGACGCCAGACAUUGACACUAAUUGCCUCUUUAGCACUUCAGGUACUAUCUGAGCAGAAUGCUGUUCCUGCUAUCCCAAAUUUCACCUGCUAUUACCAG
Messenger RNA from Staurois parvus, 432 nucleotides. The record is from the annotation of a GenBank genome assembly. Lineage: Eukaryota; Metazoa; Chordata; Amphibia; Anura; Ranidae.